AAUAACUUAAAAGAGUACGCGUCAUAUAUCAUGUGCAAAAUAUAGUUUUUUUUUCAUUUAAAAAUAACAUUUUUAUCAAAUAAACGAUUAGGAAAUCUAUUACCAACAAGAAGAAUCUUUGAGUGUUUUACAAAACACUUUUCUACACAACUGUUAACUCCACUCGAAAAAAAAUGUCAGACGACGAGGACUACAUGUCUGAUAAAUUUCUACAAGGCUCUGAAAAGCAGGUUUCAUCGAGUCUUAUAUACAGACACGCUGACAAGAGAGAAUUUGCACUAAUGAAGAAAAGAGCUGAGAUUGAAUCGAAGAUGAAAGAGCAAAACAAAUCAAUACGAGUGGUUGAAGCAGAAAAAAGAGAGGAAGGCUUAUCAUCUGCCAUCACCAGUGCAAAUAAAGGUUUUUCAAUGCUGAUGAAAAUGGGAUAUAAACCUGGUCAAGGCAUAGGCAAGUCUCAAUCAGGAAUAGUUGAACCAAUUCCUGUAGAAGUAAAAGCGGAUAGACAAGGUUUAGGCAAAACAUUAAAAAAGAAGGAGUCGUAUAAUCGCAAGAACGCGAAUGCAAAAUUAGAUAAUAUGGAUACGAAGGAUUUCCGUAGCAGGAUAGCACAAGAAAAAACCGAACAGCUACAAAAGAUCGAUUUAUACAAGAGCCAAAAAGUAUGUCAAGAAUUGGAUACUAAAGAAAAAAUCGAAGAACCUCAAGAAUCUUGGUUUUGGCCACAAGUCAUAGAAGAAAAAGAAGAAAUAGAAGAAAAGGAAGCUGACGACGAUGAUGACGCAAGCGAUAUGGACGACGAGCUUCUCAGCAAUCUAGAAAAACUUGACAUUCUCACUGGAUAUUUAAGAAAGAAAUACUAUUACUGCAUCUGAUAAAUCGACACUAUAAUGUUGAUAGCAUCGAAGUCCCUGUUAAUUCUCGCGGUUUAUGCUACGAUCAGCGAUGCUGAAAUAGAAAUAGACGACGAGAGCUGCGAGACCCUGCAGUCAGAAGUGCAUAUUACUAAGGAAGAGAACGACGAGAUAGGACGUUUAAGAAGAACAUGUAGCGGCGACGUAGCGGUCACCAAAUGCGAAGGUUUUUGUAACUCGCAAGUGCAGCCAAGCGUUGUCACCACUACAGGCUUUGCAAAAGAGUGCUACUGCUGUCGUGAGAGUUAUCUGAAGGAAAGAUUUGUCGUCUUAAAUCAUUGUUACGACGCAUAUGGAAUCAGGCUGGAAGGCACGGAUGACGAGAUAAUGGAAAUUAAGAUACGAGAACCCGCCGAAUGUAAAUGUAUUAAAUGUGGCGACCUUGCGAGAUAAAAGCAGCGACGAUUGUAGAAAUGAAAAUUAUAAAUUCCUUCUCAUAAGUUAACCUACAGCUUAUUAUGUAACAAUUAUAUUGAUAGAUAGACAAGAAUGAGGAUAUUGUAUAAUCACGAUAAAAAUUAAUAAUUUUUCCGAUAUAUUUACAACAUGAGAUCUAUUUAUAGCCCCGAUAAUAACUACUUCACGCAUGCACACGUACGCAUUUUUAUCCGUGAUAAGCACUUCAUGUCAGAAAUUAAUUUCUUUUAAACAUUGCAAAUAUGAAUUUAUCCACGUAGAACAUACACAUGUUCUAAAUGCAUGUAAAUUAUGUUUGUAUAUCAUUACAUACUUUGAGGUAAAAUAUAUAAAUAUGGAAUUCAUAUGAAUAAACAGUUAUAAUAUA
Linepithema humile (Argentine ant) is the source of this 1695-nucleotide messenger RNA. Its product is annotated as Partner of Bursicon. The record is from RefSeq and is a predicted model, not a curated record. Lineage: Eukaryota; Metazoa; Arthropoda; Insecta; Hymenoptera; Formicidae. Gene Ontology annotation, cellular component: kinetochore. Gene Ontology annotation, molecular function: nucleic acid binding.